AUGGCGGACCCGGAGGCGCACGAGGCGAUGCUCGAGGAGAAAGCGCGAAAAUGGCAGCAGCUCAACGCGAAGAGAUACGGGACGUCCCGGAAGUUCGGGUACUCCGAGCCGAAGAAGGAAGAGAUGCCCCCGGAGCACGUGCGCAAGAUCGUGAAAGACCACGGCGACAUGUCCUCGAGGAAAUUCCGGCACGACAAGCGCGUGUACCUCGGCGCUCUGAAGUACGUCCCUCACGCGGUGUACAAGCUGCUCGAGAACAUGCCGAUGCCGUGGGAGCAAGUGCGGCACUGCGAGGUGAUCUACCACAUCACCGGGGCGAUCACGUUCGUGAACGAGACGCCGAAGGUGAUCGAGCCGCUGUACAUCGCGCAGUGGGGCACGAUGUGGAUCAUGAUGCGACGGGAGAAGCGCGAUCGGAGGCACUUUAAGCGGAUGCGUUUUCCGCCGUUCGACGACGAGGAACCGCCGUUAGAUUACGCGGACAACCUCCUCGACGUGGACCCGCUCGAGGCGAUCGAGCUCGAGCUCGACGAGGACGAGGACGGUGCCGUGACGGAGUGGUUUUACGACCACAACCCGCUGAAGUGGACGAAGUUUGUGAACGGGACGAGCUACCGCAAGUGGCAGCUCCCGCUGCCGGUGAUGGCGACGCUCUAUCGACUCGCCGGGCAGCUCCUGUCCGACCUGACGGACCCGAACUACUUCUACCUGUUCGAGAAGAAGUCGUUCUUCACCGCGAAGGCGCUGAACAUGUGCAUUCCGGGCGGGCCGAAGUAUGAGCCGCUGUUCCGGGACAUGGACAAGGCUGACGAGGACUGGAACGAGUUCAACGACAUCAACAAGCUCAUCAUUCGGUCCGCGCUUCGAACGGAGUACAAGGUUGCGUUCCCGUACCUGUACAACAACCGCCCGCGUAAGGUGGCGGUGCCGCCGUACCACACCCCGAUGGUGAUGUACAUCAAGACGGAGGACCCGGAUCUCCCCGCGUUUUACUACGACCCGCUGAUCCACCCCAUCGCGCACUACAAGAGCGAAGGGAGCGCGAGGAGCGCGGCGAUGGAAGGCGUGGGCGACGACGAGGAGGACGACUUCGUGCUGCCGGAAGGGUGCGACGCGUUCAUCGCGGAGGCGGAGCUGUACAGCGACAACACGAUGAACGGCAUCGCGCUCGUGUUUUCUCCGCGGCCGUUUAACAUGCGGUCGGGGAAGACGCGGCGGACGAUCGACGUGCCGCUCGUGAACGGGUGGUUCCACGAGCACUGCCCGCCCGGGUAUCCGGUGAAGGUGAGGGUGUCGUACCAGAAGCUUCUGAAGUGCUACGUCCUGAACCAGCUUCACAAGCGGCCGCCGAAGGGGUUGAAGCGGAAGUCGCUGUUCAAGGCGCUGAAGAAGACGAAGUUUUUUCAGUGCACGGAGCUCGACUGGGUCGAGGCGGGGCUUCAGGUGUGCCGUCAAGGGUACAACAUGCUCAACUUGCUCAUUCACCGCAAGAACUUGAACUACUUGCACUUGGACUACAACUUCAACUUGAAGCCGGUGAAGACGCUGACGACGAAGGAGCGCAAGAAGUCUCGCUUCGGGAACGCGUUUCACCUGUGCCGCGAGAUCCUGCGCCUCACGAAGCUCGUCGUGGACUCGCAAGUGCAGUUUAGGCUCGGAAACGUGGACGCGUUUCAACUCGCGGACGGCUUGCAGUACAUCUUCUCGCACGUCGGUCAGCUCACGGGGAUGUACCGGUACAAGUACAGGCUCAUGCGUCAGAUCCGCAUGUGCAAGGACCUGAAGCACCUGAUUUACUACCGGUUCAACACCGGUCCCGUCGGCAAAGGCCCGGGCGUCGGGUUCUGGGCGCCGAUGUGGCGCGUGUGGCUCUUCUUCCUCCGCGGCAUCGUCCCGCUCCUCGAGCGAUGGUUAGGCAACCUCCUCGCGAGGCAGUUCGAGGGAAGGCACAGCAAGGGCGUCGCGAAGACGGUCACGAAGCAGCGCAUCGAGUCGCACUUCGAUCUCGAGCUGCGCGCCGCGGUGAUGCACGACAUCCUCGACAUGAUGCCGGAAGGGGUCAAGGCGAACAAGGCGAAGACGAUCUUGCAGCAUCUCUCCGAGGCGUGGCGGUGCUGGAAGGCGAACAUCCCGUGGAAAGUCCCGGGCUUGCCCGCGCCGAUCGAGAACAUGAUCUUGAGGUACGUCAAGUCCAAGGCGGACUGGUGGACGAACGUCGCGCACUACAACCGCGAACGCAUUCGCCGCGGCGCCACCGUCGACAAGACGGUGUGCCGGAAGAACCUCGGGCGGCUCACGCGGCUGUGGCUCAAGGCAGAGCAAGAGCGCCAGCACAACUACCUCAAGGACGGGCCGUACGUCACCCCGGAGGAGGCGGUCGCGAUAUACACGACGACCGUGCACUGGCUCGAGUCGAGGAAGUUUUCUCCGAUUCCGUUCCCGCCGUUGUCGUACAAGCACGACAGGAAGCUCCUCAUCCUCGCGCUCGAACGGCUCAAGGAGAAUUAUUCCAUCUCCGCGCGGUUAAACCAGGCGCAACGCGAGGAGCUCGGGCUCAUCGAGCAGGCGUUCGAUAACCCGCACGAGGCGCUAUCGCGCAUCAAGCGACACCUGCUGACGCAGAGGGCGUUCAAGGAGGUUGGCAUCGAGUUCAUGGACCUGUACUCGCACCUCAUUCCCGUGUACGAGAUCGAGCCUCUGGAGAAGAUCACGGAUGCGUACCUCGACCAGUACAUCUGGUACGAGUCCGAUAAGAGGCACCUGUUCCCGAACUGGAUCAAGCCCGCGGACACGGAGCCACCGCCGCUGCUCGUGUACAAGUGGUGCCAGGGGAUUAACAACCUCACGGACGUGUGGGACACGGACGAGGGCGAGUGCGUGGUGAUGCUUCAGACGAGGUUCGAACGCAUGUUUGAAAAGGUGGACCUCACGAUGCUCAACCGCCUCAUGCGUCUGAUCGUCGAUCAUAACAUCGCGGACUACAUCACCGCGAAGAACAACGUCGUCAUCUCGUACAAGGACAUGAGCCACACGAACUCGUACGGUCUGAUCCGCGGCUUGCAGUUCGCGUCGUUCGUGUCGCAGUACUACGGCUUGGUCCUGGACUUGCUCGUGCUCGGUCUCACGCGCGCCUCUGAAAUCGCGGGACCGCCGCAGAUGCCGAACGAGUUCAUCUCGUACAGGGACGUGCGCACGGAGACGAGGCAUCCGAUCCGUUUAUACUCGAGGUACAUCGACAAGAUCCACAUGCUGUUCCGUUUCACCGCGGAGGAGGCGAAGGAUCUCAUCCAGCGGUAUCUCACCGAGCACCCGGAUCCGAACAACGAAAACCUCGUCGGGUACAACAACAAAAAGUGCUGGCCGCGCGACGCGCGCAUGCGUCUGAUGAAGCACGACGUCAACCUGGGCAGAGCCGUGUUUUGGGACAUUCGGAACCGGCUUCCGCGGUCGCUGACGACGCUGGAGUGGGACAACGGGUUCGUCUCCGUGUACUCGCGGGAUAACCCGAACCUGCUCUUCAACAUGUGCGGGUUCGAGGUGCGAAUCAUGCCCAAGGUGAGAAUGGCGACGGAGUAUUUCGCGCAAAAGGACGGCGUGUGGAACCUCCAGAACGAGCAGACGAAGGAGCGCACCGCGCAGGCGUUCUUACGCGUGGACGACGAAGCCCUCAAGCAGUUCGAGAACCGAGUCCGGCAGGUGUUGAUGUCCUCGGGGGCGACGACGUUUACGAAGAUCGCCAACAAGUGGAACACGGCGCUCAUCGGAUUGAUGACGUACUACCGCGAGUCCGUGGUGCACACCCAGGAGCUCUUGGAUCUUCUCGUGAAGUGCGAGAAUAAGAUCCAGACGCGCAUCAAGAUUGGUCUGAACUCCAAGAUGCCGUCGCGUUUCCCUCCCGUGGUGUUCUACACCCCGAAGGAGAUUGGCGGCCUCGGGAUGCUGUCCAUGGGUCACAUCUUGAUCCCGCAGUCCGACUUGAAGUACAGCGUGCAGACGGAUACCGGCGUGACGCACUUCCGCAGCGGGAUGUCCCACGACGAGGACCAGCUGAUUCCAAACUUGUAUCGGUACAUUCAGCCGUGGGAGGCGGAGUUCAACGACUCGCAGCGCGUGUGGGCGGAAUACGCGUUGAAGCGGCAGGAGGCGCAAGCGCAGAACCGGCGACUCACGCUGGAGGAUCUCGAGGACUCGUGGGACCGCGGGAUUCCGAGGAUCAACACGCUGUUCCAAAAAGAUCGUCACACGCUCGCGUACGACAAAGGGUGGCGCGUGCGGACGCACUUCAAAGAGCACUGCUUGCUCCGGCAGAACCCGUUCUGGUGGACGCAUCAGCGGCACGACGGGAAGCUGUGGAACCUCAACAACUACCGCACCGACGUGAUUCAGGCGCUCGGCGGCGUCGAGGGCAUCUUGGAGCACACGCUGUUCAAGGGGACGUACUUCCCGACGUGGGAGGGUCUGUUUUGGGAGAAGGCUUCGGGGUUCGAGGAGAGCAUGAAGUACAAAAAGCUGACCAACGCGCAGCGGAGCGGUCUAAACCAGAUCCCGAACCGUCGGUUCACGCUGUGGUGGUCGCCGACGAUCAACCGCGCCAACGUCUACGUCGGGUUCCAAGUACAGCUGGAUUUGACCGGCAUAUUCAUGCACGGGAAGAUCCCCACGCUGAAGAUUUCGUUGAUUCAAAUCUUCAGAGCGCACUUGUGGCAGAAGAUUCACGAGUCCGUGGUGAUGGAUCUGUGCCAAGUCUUCGACCAAGAGCUGGACGCGCUCGAGAUCGAGACGGUGCAAAAAGAGACGAUUCACCCGAGAAAGUCGUACAAGAUGAACUCGUCGUGCGCGGACGUUCUCCUGUUCGCCGCGUACAAGUGGCAGAUCUCGAAGCCGUCGCUCAUGGGCGACAGCAAGGACGCGUUCGAUCAGAAGUCUUCGAACAAGUACUGGCUCGACGUGCAACUUCGGUGGGGCGAUUUCGACUCGCACGACAUCGAGCGGUACACGCGCGCGAAAUUUCUCGACUACACGACGGAUAACAUGUCCAUCUACCCGUCCCCCACGGGCGUGAUGAUCGGCAUCGACCUCGCGUACAACCUCCACGCCGCGUACGGAAACUGGUUCCCCGGGUCGAAGCCGCUCAUUCAGCAGGCGAUGGCGAAGAUCAUGAAAGCCAACCCGGCGCUCUACGUCUUGCGAGAGCGCGUGCGCAAGGGUCUGCAGCUGUACUCCUCUGAGCCCACGGAGCCGUAUCUGAACUCGCAAAACUACGGCGAGUUGUUUUCGAACCAGACGAUCUGGUUCGUGGACGACACGAACGUGUACCGCGUCACGAUCCACAAGACGUUCGAGGGGAACCUCACGACGAAGCCGAUCAACGGCGCCAUCUUCAUCUUCAACCCGAGGACCGGUCAGCUGUUCCUCAAGGUGAUUCACACGUCGGUGUGGGCGGGGCAAAAGCGUUUGGGGCAGCUCGCCAAGUGGAAGACGGCGGAGGAGGUGGCCGCGCUCGUGCGGUCCCUGCCCGUGGAGGAGCAGCCGAAGCAGAUCAUCGUCACUCGUAAGGGCAUGCUCGACCCGCUGGAGGUGCACCUCCUCGAUUUCCCGAACAUCGUCAUCAAAGGGAGCGAGCUGCAGAUGCCGUUCCAGGCGUGCAUGAAGAUUGAAAAGUUUGGCGACCUCAUCUUGAAGGCGACGGAGCCGCAGAUGGUUCUCUUCAACAUCUACGACGACUGGCUGAAGACCAUCUCGUCCUACACCGCGUUCUCGAGGCUCAUACUCAUCCUCCGCGCGCUGCACGUGAACACCGACAAGGCGAAGAUGUUACUCAAGCCGGACAAGACCAUCAUCACCCAGCCGCAUCACGUCUGGCCGGAUCUCUCCGACGAGCAGUGGAUCAAGGUGGAGAUCGCGCUGAAAGAUCUCAUCUUGGGCGACUACGCGAAGAAGAACAACGUCAACGUCAGCGCGCUGACGCAGAGUGAGAUCAGAGACAUCAUCCUCGGCGCGGAGAUCACGCCGCCGAGUUUACAGCGGCAGCAGAUCGCGGAGAUUGAAAAAGCCGGCGGCGACGCCGCGGGGAUGACGGCGGUGACGACCAAGACGACCAACGUCCACGGCGACGAGCUCAUCGUGACGACGACGUCGCCGUACGAGCAGGCGACGUUCGGUUCGAAGACGGACUGGCGCGUGCGCGCGAUCAGCGCGUCGAACUUGCACUUGCGCGUGAAUCACAUCUACGUCAACAGCGACGACAUCAAAGAGAGCGGGUACACGUACGUGCUGCCGAAAAACGUGCUGAAGAAGUUUAUCACCGUCGCGGAUCUCCGGACGCAGAUCGCGGGGUACAUGUACGGCGUGUCGCCGCCGGAUAACCCGCAGGUGAAGGAAAUUCGAUGCGUCGUGAUGCCGCCGCAGUGGGGGAACCACGCCGGGGUGAACAUGCCGCAGACGUUGCCGGAGCACGAUUACCUCGAAGACUUGGAGCCGCUCGGGUGGCUGCACACCCAGCCGAACGAGUCGCCGCAGCUCCCGCCCGGGGACGUGUGCGCGCACGCGAAGAUUCUGGAAGGGAACCGGUCGUGGGACGGCGAGAAGUGCAUCGUGUUGACGUGCUCCUUCACCCCCGGGUCGUGCUCUUUGACGGCGUACAAGCUCACUCCGAGCGGGUACGAGUGGGGUCGCGCGAACAAGGAUUCGAGCGCCAACCCGCAGGGGUACGCGCCGUCGCAUUACGAAAAGGUGCAGAUGCUCUUGUCGGACAGGUUCUUGGGGUAUUUCAUGGUCCCGGACGGCGGGAGCUGGAACUACAACUUCCAGGGCGUGAAGCACUCCGCGUCGAUGAAGUACGCGCUGCGUUUGGCGAACCCGAAGGAGUUUUACCACGAGAGUCACCGUCCGACGCACUUUUUGGAGUUUUCGGGCGCGGAGGCUGGCGGCGGCGACCGCGGCGGCGCGGAGGGCGGCGCGGAAGACGUCGCGGAGGCGGACCGCGAGGAUCUCUUCAUUUGAUUUGUUCCAUUUGGAUGCGUUGAAGAGAAGAAGAAGAAGAAUAGAUACGACGGGAAACGAAUAGAACGCGCGACGGAGGCGCCGGUGCACACCGCCCUUCUUCGCUUUAAAAUUUGACAAAGCAAAAAUUUAGCCAUU
Molecule: messenger RNA, 7140 nt
Organism: Micromonas pusilla CCMP1545
Lineage: Eukaryota; Viridiplantae; Chlorophyta; Mamiellophyceae; Mamiellales; Mamiellaceae
Exons: 3
Coding region: 1-7002 (2333 amino acids)
Biological process (GO): mRNA splicing, via spliceosome; spliceosomal tri-snRNP complex assembly
Cellular component (GO): U5 snRNP; catalytic step 2 spliceosome
Molecular function (GO): U1 snRNA binding; U2 snRNA binding; pre-mRNA intronic binding
Source: RefSeq, a predicted model, not a curated record